AUGGCGGCGAGGCCGGCGCCACGCAUCGGCAUUUUCGGAGGAGCUGGGGGCGAUACAAAGUUGUCGCCGACAAGGCAUGUGGACAAAGCAUCCACAAGUGUCAAAAUGGGCUCGAGGCGCCGCAAAGCUGAAGCCUUGUCGGCAAAGGAGCUGACGCAAUUGUUGGCCUUGUACGCCAGGCAGUCGCUGUGGCGCUCUGCCGCGGUCCUGCUGGAGGCGCAGGAGGUGAAGGACUUGCCCUUCCUCGGCGCGGCGCUGGCGGUGCUGGAGAAGGGCCGCCAGUGGGCGGCGGCCUGUCAAUUGCUGGAGGACUUUCAACUGCGGAGGCUUUUUCCCGAUGGGGGUGCUUUGGCCUCCGUUCUGAUGGCGUGCGGGCGAGCUGAGCAUUGGCCAGCAGUCUGCCAGUUGCUGGAGCGGGUGAGGUGGGAUGAAUUGAAGACUGCGGACUGGCCGCGCGUCACCACUGCGGCCAUCACAGCUUUCGGCUUCGGACGGUGGAGCAGGGCGCACUGGGCGCUGGAGAAGCUGCGGGCAACUGGCCUCGAGGGCCUGAAAUUGAGCGCGGCGCCGGUGAACGCGGCCAUGCGCUGUGUGCCGGAGAGGAUGGGCAGCUUCUGGCAGAGGGUCCUGGUCUGCGCAGAGGAGCUGAACCUGCGCGGCCCGUGUCCGGAUCAGAUCACGCUGAACACGGCAGUCCAGGCCUGUGCCAGCGCUGCAGCGUGGGAGGCGGCCGUGGCCGCUUUCAAGGCCUCCGCGCUGGCCGUGCGGCCGGACGCCGUGAGCCUCAACACGGCCAUCUCCGCCUGCGCGCGGGCGCGGGAAUGGCAGCGCAGCCUGGGCCUCCUCUUGGAGGGCUCGGUGGCCCCGACGGUGGUGUCCUUCAACGCAGCGACGCGCGCCUGCAAGCUCUGGCAGGCCGGAUCCCCGGAUUCGUUGGGAUGGAUGGACGAGUGGCACGGCGGGCUGCUGCGGAGCUUCUCCAGCGCCACGGGCUACGGCUUCAUCUUCAGCCCCGAGCUGCGGCAGCGCUUCGGGCGUGAUGUGUACGUCCCUGUCUCGCUCCUCCCUCCUGGGAUCUGCUGUGGCGCUAGCGUGCAGUUUACCUUGGCCCUGAAUGACAAGGGGCAGCCGCAAUGCCGGCAGCUCAUAGAGCAGGACACCUCCGAGGCGGACGCCAUGGCCAUGUUUGACAUGCUGCCGCUGGAGGAGCUGGAGCCGGUGGGUGGAAUGUUCCCGGGUCAGACGACACGUGUGCUGUCUUGGAAUAUUCUGGCUCCUUCGCUCUGCUCCGGCGCGUUCUUCAAGGAUUUGCAUCCGGAAGUGUUCCGCUGGCAACGGCGGGCCGCGCAGAUCAAGGCGUUGUUUUUCUCGCUGGCGCCGGAGAUCGUCUGUCUGCAGGAGGUUGAGGUGGAAAGACCUUUGGAGGAGCUGGGCUUGACGGGCUACGCGACCGCGCAGGUGCAGCGGCCCGCCAAGAGUGAUGGCAGCCCUCGGAAGGACGGCUGCAUGGUGGCGUGGAGCCCCCAGAUCUUCGAGCUGGUAAGGCAACAUCAUUUUUGCUAUGAUGACUUCCCUCAGCCCGCCGCGGACGGGGACACGAGCCCGUCAGGACACGUGGCGCUGCUGGUGGAGCUGCGCUCGCGCAGCAGCUGCUGCGCGCCGCUGCUGGUGGCGACCACGCACCUGGCCUGGCGCGAGGAGCGCGAGGAGCUUCGAAGAUGGCAGGCAUCCGUCCUGGUGGAAGCCAUCCACCAGUUUGGGAGUGCCGACGUGGUCAUUUGCGGUGACUUGAAUUGCGUCCCCGGCAGCAGCACCCACGGCUUCCUCAGCGGCUUCUUCCAUUCCGCACACCAGGAUGUGGAGGGCGCCACGGAUGAGCUGGGGCGCUGCACUGCGACCAACGCCUUGGCGCGGGAGGGCCGGGGCUUUGCGGAGAUCAUCGACUACUGCUGGCUGCGUCCGCAAGGUCCUGGACUGGUGCGGCGGCUGCCGCUGCCGUCCCGGGCGAAGCUGCGGCGUCUGUUGCGCAGCGCGCCGGCGCCGGCGCCGCUGCCCACGCUGAUGCAGGGCGGCCACUGGCCCUCGGAUCACUGGCCCAUUGUCGUGGACUUGAGCUUGCGCGGGCCGAGGUGA
This is a messenger RNA of Effrenium voratum, 2133 nucleotides long. NCBI's taxonomy places the organism in Eukaryota, Dinophyceae, Suessiales, Symbiodiniaceae. The record is from the annotation of a GenBank genome assembly.